Molecule: messenger RNA, 1155 nt
Organism: Aspergillus brunneoviolaceus CBS 621.78
Lineage: Eukaryota; Fungi; Ascomycota; Eurotiomycetes; Eurotiales; Aspergillaceae
Product: terpenoid synthase
Exons: 4
Coding region: 1-1155 (384 amino acids)
Source: RefSeq, a predicted model, not a curated record
AUGACACCUCAACCACUGCGACCAAUUUCCUACCGGAAUGACCCGCUGGGUACGAUUGGUUGUACGGGCCCAGUUCAUUCCGAAUACAAUUUCCUGGCAAAAGGCAUCCCAAACGAGAAUGACCCAAGACCGAACUCAGUCACGAUUGACCCGGUCGCAUUACAUCUUCCUUGGAGAAGCUCCUUCCCCGCAGCGCGACAGUGCCGAUUCUGGAGCGAGGCAGAAAAUGCCGGCAAGGCACUCCUCCAACAGAUCAAGCGGAUCAACCGUGCAAACAGCACCAAGGGUGGUUCGGCCAAGAUUGACAUGAAUGAAGAGGAGAUAGAGCUCUCGAACAAAGAGGUGGAGCGAAUCGUGAACGCGUCGAGCGCGGCCGUGUAUAUGAACCCCAACUGUUCUUGCGAGGAGAUCGAGAUUAUCUCGCAGCUUAACCUGAUACUCUGGAUCCAUGAUGACAUCCUCGAGUCGUCGGAUUCACCACACGAGAGUGCAACGAUCAUCGAGAAAGUGACGGCGAGCUGGGCCGACAUUCUUGCUCACCCAUAUAAAUACGCAGCAAACUCUUCAGAUAUGUUUGUUUGCUUGGCUCAACAGAUGCUGCGCAUCGACGGUCAAGGGGAAGGGCUUAUUCGGGGAUACCUAACGUGGAUGGCAUUCAUGCGGUCGACAAUGCGAGAUCAGUUCACUUCCCUCAGAGACUAUCUCGACUACCGGGCGGUUGACAUCGGACGAGACUACAUCCUGGCCGCCGUGAAGUUCGGCAACGGAAUCCACCUCUCAUCCGCUGAGGAGACACCGCUAGCCCCGUUGAUCGCACUGGCCAUGGAUCACAUCAUCAUGACCAACGACCUGUUCUCCUACGACAAGGAGCGACGCGACUCCGAGACGUGCGCGAACGCGGCCCGAUAUCUGGAGCAGGUCCUCGCCAUUGACGCGGGUUCCGCCAAAACACUCAUCAGCGGCCUGCUCACGCAGACAGAAGGUCGGAUCCAUGCGGAGCUGGAGAGUUUGUGUCGUUCGGGUGCGCUGAGCGAGGCGCAGAUCCGGUACGCACGGGGUGUGAUCGAAGCAGCGGCGGGCAAUGUGGUUUUCUCCAUCACCACGCGGAGAUACAGCCCUAUUGGGGCUGGCCACGCCAGUGCGACGAAAGGUUGA